Molecule: messenger RNA, 2256 nt
Organism: Polypterus senegalus (gray bichir)
Lineage: Eukaryota; Metazoa; Chordata; Cladistia; Polypteriformes; Polypteridae
Gene: vcpkmt
Product: valosin containing protein lysine (K) methyltransferase
Exons: 5
Coding region: 32-703 (223 amino acids)
Biological process (GO): peptidyl-lysine methylation
Cellular component (GO): cytoplasm; cytosol
Molecular function (GO): protein-lysine N-methyltransferase activity
Source: RefSeq, a predicted model, not a curated record
GACACUGCUUCCGCUAGUGCCAACUUGUAAAAUGGCUGCUUCCGUGCCGGUUGUGGAGUACUUUGUCAGAGAAAUACCAAGAAGACAAGGUCCUCCUCUAAGCCUAAAACAGUGCAGCACUGGUGAUGUGGGCUGUGUGGUGUGGGACGCGGCCAUAGUUCUGUCCAAGUACCUAGAAACGGAUCGUAUGCGGCCGACGUGGCCAGGCAGGACGGUGCUUGAGCUGGGUUCGGGUACCGCAGUAGUCGGACUGAUGGCCGCCACGCUGGGUGCAUUUGUGACCGUGACUGAUCUGGACGAACUGCAGGAUUUGCUUCAGCUUAACAUAAUGGAGAAUCAGCACCUUGUCACUGGGACCAUCAAAGCAAAGGUACUAAAAUGGGGUGAAGAUGUGAGUGAAUUCUUGCCUCCUCCUGAUUACGUUUUGAUGGCUGAUUGCAUUUACUAUGAAAAGUCACUACAGCCUCUUAUCAAGACACUGAACGAACUCUCUGGAGAUAAUACCCACAUCUUCUGCUGCUAUGAGCAAAGGACAAUGGGCAACAACCCUGUUGUAGAAAAGAAAUUCUUUGAGCUCCUGCAAAAAGAGUUUGAAAUUGAGGAGAUUCCACUACAAGAGCAGGAUGAGGAGUAUCAAAGUGAGGAUAUUCAUAUUCUACGUUUUCAAAAAAAAUACAAGCAGCAACAAUGCAGCCAUGAGUGAGUAGGUGGACGUGUUGUACUAUGAAUCUCAAGACAGAUGGAGAAGACGGACCACACUGACACUGAGGAACUACUUUGGAAAAGUACAGUACUUGCCACUUAUCUGAUUUGGUACGCAGAUGUGAGAAUUAAUAUGCCUAGAAAGUAAGACGUUGGGCUUUGAGAGACUCGCACGUGCUUAAUGCUUACAGGCUGAACAGUUGCUUUUGUGCUGUUUGGUUUGACGCUUUGUGCGAUUUUAUUAAAACCAGGAACACUCAGAUGUAUUAUGCAACAUGGCCUUCAGAUUUCUGCAACUAUGUUCUAGCUUUGCUCCUUCCCUCACUCACGUCUCCAGAGUUUAAUGUUUAAGUCCCAGCCUGGAACUGUCAUUGAAGUGUGUUUUUUUUUUUUAUGUACUCCCCUUAUUCCAAAGACCCGUGUGUCACAGGUGGUGGCAACUUUAAACUGAUCCUGUGUCCGAUAGUGUGGAAGGACGCAUCGAGUCCCCCCUCCGAUGUAUAGGCACCUAGCUGAGGGUUGGCUGCUGUCUUGCACCCAGUGCUUCUGAGGCCCACAGUUGGACAUACCAAGCACAGCAAAUAGAUGAAUGAUUUCUCCUGCUGUGGGCUACCUGGUCAUUGAGGUUAGAUCAGAAUUGGACCACCAGAAAAGCAGGCAGUUGUUUUGUUCCAUUUCACUUUGUAAUCAGUGCAUGCCUUAGUCAAGGAGUGGAGUCUUGGUUACUUAACUGCUAGUAAGGGUUAGAUGUUUUAUAAUCUACAACACUUGAGUCCAGCUACAAGACAAAACGUCAGUCUUCAUCACAUAAUAUCUAAGCCUAUGUCUGUUAGAAUGGUUUGACAGGACAUAACCUCAGGAACUGCAUAGUUUCCACUUAUCCAUUCCGGCCUUACCUUUGAAAUAACAAGUUCAGCCCUGGUGAGAUGCAGUGGCUUGAGUUUUCAUUGCAGAUAGACGUCUUGGCUGUCAAAAGUAAAUCAAAGUAAAUCGCUUCUGUGUAAAAUAGUGUUGUUGGUGAUGGACCCUAUGAAAAGAACUGCAGAUCGAACACUUUUGUUGGUUAAGAUUGAAGCGAAAGACACAUACUAUGUACUUUGACUCACUAAGGUAAAGAUACUUUAUCUUAGAAAAAGGGAAGGCACUAUUAACAGUCAAUUAAAAAGUGCAGACUAGCAUUGCAAGUGUUUUCUAAAUGAUUAGGAGCAGCAGUGAUGGAGUGCUGUAACUUAUGAUGUGUGAGAUUGUGAGAGAGAGUGACGGAAAUUCAUAUUCAUUCAAUCAGUUAUGAAUUUAUGUAUUACACAACCCAAAUUGUGAGUAUGCACUUGUUAAAAAUUCAAUUGUACACCAGCUCUCAAAAAGUAGGCUCUGUUGAAGCACAUUCUGCUGGAGUCCGCGACGUUCUCUUUUAAUCUGUCAGAAGAUGGCACUGCAGUUUGUUUUUUGUUUUCACCUGUUUGUCAAAUAUGAAUUUGAAACUAAACAUGGUCUUCUGUACUUCUUGUCUUUGCAUAUGUAUGUCAUUUCUCAAAAUAAAGUGUUUUGCUGCUA